AAUUCACUUGCAAAGCCACAAAGUUCUUCACUUUUUCAUUCAAUUGAAUCAAUCUCCAGUAGAGUUGCAAUAUGGCACCAAUCAAAGUGACAGAAAUUAAUUUAGCUCAACGCCACCAAUCAAGAAUGACAAUGAUCUCAAAUUCAAUAAAAGCAAUAGCAUUCAAGAAACAACAGAUAACACAAGUAUUCCAAAAGGGCGAUGAAGUUGAAGUGGCAAGUCAAGAAUAUGGAUUCAUAGGCUCUUACUACACAGCAACUAUUCUUUCUACCAUUGGUGCUUAUCAUUACAGAGUCAAGUACAAGACUCUGUUGACUGAUGACGAGUCUGCACUGCUAGAGGAUGUUGUCCCUGCAGCCGAGGUCCGCCCUGCUCCACCUCAUCAACAUGAAACUAUGUCAGAAAACGGAUUCCUUCUGUACAAUAUGGUUGAUGUAUUUGCCAACGAUGGAUGGUGGUUUGGGUUUAUCAGUGGGAAAAUUGGAGAAGAGUACUAUGUCUACUUCCCUACAACUGCGGAUAACAUUGCAUACCCUCCUCAUGUGUUGAGAUUUCAUCAAGAAUGGUCUAAUGGCAAGUGGAUAUUUCUUUCAAGACAAGGAGGGAUUAAUUUUUGAUCUAUACUGAUUUUGAUUUGAAGGAAUUUUUGAUCGACUGUAGUGAAAUAGGAAUGCGAUUUAUUAAUCAUUCUAUUUAUGCCAAUUCAAGUUUAGUCGCAAAUUGUUAUGUUGCUGAUAAAGAAUUUGAUUUGUUAUGGUUGCAACCAUUUGUUGCUGAGAUGAUCUGUUUUUCUUUGCUUCCAGAAUUGACACUACCCAUACUUAAAAAGGAUCAAAACAUAUAGUUCUUCUUACAUUUUAACUAAUUCAAUUA
This is a messenger RNA of Solanum dulcamara, 873 nucleotides long. Its product is annotated as protein AGENET DOMAIN (AGD)-CONTAINING P1-like. The record is from RefSeq and is a predicted model, not a curated record. Lineage: Eukaryota; Viridiplantae; Streptophyta; Magnoliopsida; Solanales; Solanaceae. The transcript has a single exon. The coding region runs from base 72 to 617 and encodes 181 amino acids.